CUUGCCCGGUUCCUCUCCACUUCCUUUAGUUUCGCUCCAUGGACAGAUCGACAAACCUGGACAUCGUGGAGCUCAAGGUGUGAAGCUGACUCAGGGAUAUUUGAAAUAGAGGAGCCAAAGCAGGGAUGAGCACAAUAUGGCGUGACUUCAAGUUCCAUCAACAUCUCGGGGAUGACACGAGAACAAUACAUACUGGCAACACAACAGAAUAACCUACCGAGGGCUGAGAAUGCACAGCUUUACCCAGUGGGCAUCUAUGGAUGGCGAAAGAGGUGCUUAUACUUCUUUGUCCUUCUGCUGUUGGUCACCAUGAUAGUUAACUUAGCCAUGACAAUAUGGAUACUGAAAGUCAUGAAUUUCACAGUGGAUGGUAUGGGAAAUCUGAGAGUCACCAAGAAGGGAAUCCGACUUGAAGGUAUAUCUGAGUUUCUACUUCCAUUGUAUGUGAAAGAAAUUCAUUCCCGAAAGGAUAGUCCACUGGUCUUGCAGUCUGACAGGAAUGUAACUGUGAAUGCAAGAAAUCACAUGGGGCAGUUAACUGGACAGCUGACAGUAGGAGCUGAUGCUGUGGAAGCUCAGUGUAAGAGAUUUGAAGUGAGAGCGAGUGAAGAUGGCAGGGUGCUGUUUUCGGCAGAUGAAGAUGAGAUUACCAUUGGGGCCGAAAAGCUGAAAGUUACAGGUACUGAAGGAGCAGUAUUCGGGCACUCUGUGGAGACACCUCACAUCAGAGCAGAGCCUUCCCAAGACCUCAGGCUUGAAUCACCAACCAGGUCCUUGAUCAUGGGAGCCCCUCGAGGGGUCCAGGUGAGUGCGGCUGCAGGCGACUUCAGGGCCACCUGCAGGAAGGAGCUCCAUUUGCAGUCUACUGAGGGGGAGAUAUUUUUGAAUGCGGAUACAAUCCGGCUGGGAAAUCUACCGACCGGCUCUUUUGCAUCUUCAUCACCCAGUUCCUCAAAUUCCCGACAGACAGUGUACGAACUGUGUGUCUGUCCCAGUGGUAAACUUUACCUUUCUCCAGCAGGAGUAGGUUCCACUUGUCAGUCCAGUAGCACCAUCUGCCUAUGGAGCUGAAGUGACUGAAUCCUCCUCACACCAGAAUAGCCUUCUGUUCCUGUCCGUCUGCUUCAGUUCUGCUCGGUUUCCCUUGUGAUCGGUCCGGAGCUUCUUCAAAUGGUCCAUAGAGCAACUUCUUCCCGUGUAAGCAGGGACGGCCGCCCCCUUCUCUGGUGACUCACUGCCCUGCUCAACACAGAGUGAGUGGCGGAACGGUAGAAACAUCUUCAGCAGGAAACCUGGAUCAUAACUUUUGCUCAAAGGGAGAAUAACAUAGGUGCCUUUGCUACGUGAAGUGAAGCACACAGUUUUAGGUUUUUGCAGGACCUGGAUGUGAACUGCACAUGUAUACAUUACAUAGAUGAAAUUCCCAGUAUCAAAUGGCAAGAUGAAAUGGUUAGCCCUGUAAGAAAACUAAUUCUACAGUCUGAAAGCACAAUUUUCCAUUCAUCUUUUUGGAUGUAAACUUUUAUCCCCGAAUUUUAAAAUUUUAAAGCAUUAUGUAAUGCUUGCUUUACUAAAUAUCAAAUUCAAUACAUAGUUUUUAACAAAACAAAGCAAAACAAGACAGAAUCCCACCCUGAGUUUUAUUUGUUUCUUUAAAUUCUAUGUGUUGUUACUCUUUGUCUACUAACUCUAGAAUUUUGUACGUUAGAUAAUUUUGAAAGCACUCAGCAAUAUAAUCUUUACAGAAUUAACAAAACGCCAUUAUACUGUCAUUUGUUGGAUCUGAAUGGCCUUAUAUAGUAUUUACUUGGCUAUUGCAUGUGACGUAUUUGCUUUUAACAAAACAUCUAAUUUAUUACAAUAUAAGAUAGGAUUAAGAGGGACAUACGGAUGGUGUGGAAUCCAUAGAUUUUUUUGUUUUUAAUUCACAGGCUAUCCUUUACACCUAGGUUCUAAGAGUGCAAUUUUUGUUUGCUCCACUCACUUUAUACUUGACUCUGCUAAAAUUCAAACAUCCUCUAAAUAAAUAAAUGCUAAUGUGAUGCCUAAUGCUCAGAAUGGAUUCACUUUCCAUUGGAAUAUCAUCUUCAGAAUUAUAUCUAUGUAUUUUUAUUAGAGGUUAAGAUUUAAGGAUGGUAGAAAUUAAAUAAAAAAAUCCCUGCUUAAACAGUAAAAACACAACUGUUAACAAACACUGAAAAUGUAUUCACUCCAUUAGAUUGCUAUUUAAAGGAAUUUAGUCACACUUACUUUCAGCUCUUAACAUUUAGUUACUUUUAUUAGACUGUUAAGCUACUCCAACAUUAGAUAUCGCCAUUCCUUGCAUUCCCCACUGCUUAUUUUUGUACAUUAGCUCCUAAUAAAUAACUGCAGAAUACUGUAGGUUCAUUUAUCACAAUGCUCCUUAACUUGAAUUCUUGAAACUUACAGAAUCCAAGAAUGUAAAAUUCAAUUUAAUAUUUCCUAUUAUGGGAAGAUGACUUGGUUGCACUAAGGUGAGUCCUUAAUUUUCACAUGUCAGUCAGUCUUUUUCCCCCAUGCACACCAUUAAGGUGUAUGGAGGCUUCAUUUUGGGGGUCCAUGACCAUAGAACCUUUGGUGUUCAGACCCCUAUAGCACAGGGGGAAGUGGGAAAUUGCAACUUGUUGAAGUAAGUUGCUUAGUGAAAGUAGGAAAAUUGGGUAACGCAGCAACAAAUGAGCCAAUGGCUAGAAUUAUCUUGUUUAGGUAACUUAAUAUAUCGAAUACUUGGAAAAGCUCCAUUUCACUAAAUGCAUUCUGUAUUCAGCAGAGAAGUCAGAAAGCUGGUGCAAUUUUAUUCCUUUUAAAUCAGAACUUGUGCUUGGGAUUAUUCUGUAAAACUUGAAAUCAACAUUGGAGUAAGAAUUAAGAUAUGCAGUUGCUUAAAAAGGCAUGCCAUAACACAAGAGUUCAAUUUAUUUAAGUAAAACAUUAAAAUUUAAUAUAAAAAAACUCACAUUAAAAUACACAAAAUGUAAAACAAGAAAUUCUGAGGAAUUAUGGGUCCUAAUCACUGUCUUGUGGACUUUUCAGGAAAACAUGUAUUAAUUUGAGACAUAUUCAAAUUAUAAACAUCCCUAUAUUAAAACAAUUUAAAAUCGUCUUCGUCAAACAGGAACAAUUCUUUUUAUUGUUAUAGUAAUUAGCCCCAUUUUCUAAUCUCAGCUCUGUCUUCCACUAACGAGCGAGCUCAUUUAGACGCUCUGGGAAUAUGUCCAGACUUCGGUUCACUCACCUUCACAGCACGAGUAUUGAAUCGAAUGGUCUCUUGAGGUGCCUUCCAGCUGUACCGUGUUCUUGUUCCAAGAGCAAAUAUUGUCGGAGGUGGAAGGGGCCACCGGAAAUUGAAAUUAUAUAUGAGGAGAAAUGAUGAAAAAAAAGGAUGAGACAAACACAUGUAAAAACUAGUUCCAGCACAGAGGCUGUCAAAUUUUGAAUUCAAAUUCUGAAUUGUUAUAGAAACACUUCAUAACAUAUAUUUAUGUUAUAAGAUUUAGACUAGAUUAGAUGCUAUAAAAUAUCUGCUCAGUGUAGUAGGGAAAAAUAUUGAUACAGAUGGCUUUCUGAUCCGACACUAAAGAGUUGGUUUAAAUUACUUGACUGGCUGUUUUAGUUCCUCAGGACCUUAAGUACAGACUCAGCCUCAGAUUUCGAGCUUCUAUUGUAGGCACAGAAGAUUGCUCCUGAAAGUGCUUAAUUUCCUCAUAAAAGACUAGUUCUCUAUUAAUACAAAGUUCUCUUAAUUGCAGACUACUCAAACCGUUUUAGUAUCUGUUUUUCUCCAGAAGCAUUUUUCUGUUACAACAUAUAUAAAUAUAAUUUACUUAGAUGCAAAUUUCAUUUUUCCUAAAUCGAAAUCAGAAAAAUGAUUCCUUUAAAGGGUGCUAUGUAGACCCUACAUUUGUAUUCAGUUUAGCUGGAGAAGGCACAAAGGAAAGAAAGGAGACGGCAGGGAGAAUUAGAAGGGAGGAGGGAAUGACAGUAGUCCUGGCAUUUAAAUUCUUAGCUGAGAAUGAAGAAUCUGAGAAGUAUUUGAGUUCAGUAUUUUGAGGUCAAAAGGAGAGAUGCAAAGAGGCUUCAUUAUUCCUUUUUCUUUCAGAAUAUUUCAGGAAGACACCUAAAAAAAAACUUCGUUUGUUCAACAUCUCCAAAAUUUCUAACAUGUACCUCUUCAUCUGAUUUUUUCCCUUUUUUAAUACAAACCAUAGCUUUACAAUCUGUACAUAAUUAUGCAUCUAAGAUAUUUGUAUGCUUCAAAUUUUACAUUAACCAGGAGAUCUGAGAUUUCGAUACCCCAAAUCUCUGUAAAGGGAGCCGGGAGUUCCGGUUCUAGUUCCAUCCCCACCUGUAUGUGACCCUAAGGAAUAUAUUUAAUUAUCUUGGUCACAGUUCACUUACCUGUGAGAGGGUUACAUCAGAGCUAGAGGUUUUCAUUGGUUACUUUCAUCUUUAAAUUUUGCUAAUUCACUUAAGAAAAGAACAGUCUUGAGUUCUGUAGCCUAGUCUGAACCAACAUUAUUGAUCUCCUUUACCUUAACCUGUUGCUUCUAAGUGUUGAAAUGCAGAUCUUUCCAGCAUCCUGCCCCCUGCUCCUUUUUCUAUACCUCCUUUCUUGCUCUUACCAUUGAACAUUAAUGUCCCUUUCAGGAAAUCACACUUCAUAAACAGGCUCUAGUAAUAUGGUUGACAAUAAAAAGGAAAAGAAUGUAUUUGGGUCUUACUAAAAGGGACUAUUGAGGAAAUUAAUAGAAAUAUUUACCAAAUAUUAAGUCUCUGCUUCUCAUUCUAUUACUUAUCUCCAUCAAACUAAAAAGCACUGGUCUUUUGAAGAAAAGGUCAUUUGAUCACAAAGGCCAAUAGCUGAAUUUUUUAUAACAGUUUCCAUUCAAAAUUCCUACAUAUUCUGCUAUCCAAAUUACUCAAUUGGACAGUGCCUCAUUUUAUAAAACUUGCAUUUUGAUACAGUAUAACUCCUACAAAACUGUGUCAUUCCAAACUUGGUAUUGCUGUUUGAGGCAGCAAUAGAUAGAGAGCAGGAGAGUGUUUAAUGCAUUUAAGUGCUCUAUUUUGUAACAACGUCAAUAUCAUAAUGUUAAAGUAUAAAAAUAGUUGAAGAUAUCUAAUGGACAAAUUCUCUGUAUAGCCAUCAAAGCUAAAUUCACAUUUGAGUUUCAUAGGAGUGGGGUUUGUCACUUCCUUGUAGCUUUGGUCUAGUUAGAAUUCCUCAUGUGACCCUAUUUAAAGACACCUGGAGAAAUUCUUUUCUCUUUGUACUGGUGUAUAUUAUAGUAAUGAAUACUGCAAAAUAUCAUUAUCACAAAGUAAAAUAAUAUUGUUAUUCUUUUAAAACAAUCGUAAAUGAAUGAUUUCAUUGAACACUGUUAUUCAUAUUGUUUCAUACUGCAGUUCAUUUAAUUUAAAUGUCAAAGACCAAAGACUGGGAUUUUUAUUGUAUUUAACUCUACAAUACCGCUGCUUCUCCUCAUUUAUUCAAACAAAUAGGAGGGCUGAAUAAUUAUAACAUGAGGCAGUAAACAUCCUGCAUGCAGGAUUCUGAGCUGUAGAUCAUUAAUUAAUUGGUUUUAGAAGGAAAAUUUUGUUAGUGUAGGCCACUCACCUUUUAUACAUGCCAAAUAAACUCCUUGACAUUCAUGAAACCAGUAUAUAAAGACUAUAUCCCAAAAUGGGCCCAGGAUGGACUUACUCAACUAGGUUUAAACUUUCAUUGCUUGCUAAAAAUUCUUGGGAGAAUAUCAUUAACCUAAGAUACUUCUAGAAACAGAGGGCUAUUUUUUAAGUACUGAUUGAGAAAGUUCCUCUCUUUGAGAAAGUCAAGGAAAUACAUUAAAGGAAAUGAGGUAUAAUGAACUGCUACUCUUUUGUUUUUUGCCAUCUCGGUAUCUCAUUUGUUUGAAUAUUGAUAAAUAAAAGCCAAACAGGGUUAAAGCUGUGCAAGGACAUUCAUGAACAAUGGAGGUAAUGUAAUUUCAAGUUAGCGUGUCUCGUUAUUUAUACAAUUCUUUAAACCAGGUCCACUACUCGUUUAUUUUGUUUUGUAACUUUCAUGUAAAUGUUUUCUUGUAUAUAGAGAUAUAUGAAAAAAAUGAAACUAUUUUCUUACACAUACUAUGCAAUAUGUUUGUAAAAUUGCAAUAUUACCAAAAUGACAAAAGCUGUGCUUUUGUACUCUAUCUUGCUUUAUGUAAAACCAGUCUUUUUCUAUUUAGAUGGACUAUCUGUCCCAUAAACUGUAGAUAACAGAUCUAUCCCCAAAGCAGUCUGUUGUAUCUUUUGGUUAAUUUGGGGUGAUUUGGGUUAUUUUUCUUUUGGGGAAAAAAAAGCCGUAGUUUGGCAGUUGGAAAUGUUUUUUUCCCCACAGAUGAGACCUUUGAAGCAUGCAAUUAGCUCCUAUAAUUUAAGAUCUUUCCUGUAAUUCUUGUAUUUUGUCCUCAUUUUGGUGCUACUGUGUAACCAUGAUUAAAUGUGAUAGUCAAAUCAAAGAGGAUGAAAAGGUAUAUGCUAUUAUUUCAUUCUUUGAGAAAACUAGUUCGAAAAGGAGGGAUAUGAUUUUAGUAGUGAAUGGAGAGCCUCUCAAUUAUGUGUUUUAAAUACCAACUCUGUUAAGAUACACGCUUUUAAAAAUGCAGUUUAAUGUGUAUAUUUAUACUUGAUAAAGAUGCAUCUCUUACGAAAAACUUAUACUGUUCCUCUUAAACAUAUGACUAAUGAAAUUCAAGAAAUGGCAUUG
Manis javanica (Malayan pangolin) is the source of this 6769-nucleotide messenger RNA. It is a transcript of the gene SGCZ, whose product is annotated as sarcoglycan zeta. The record is from RefSeq and is a predicted model, not a curated record. Lineage: Eukaryota; Metazoa; Chordata; Mammalia; Pholidota; Manidae. Gene Ontology annotation, biological process: heart contraction; cardiac muscle tissue development. Gene Ontology annotation, cellular component: sarcolemma; sarcoglycan complex.